Messenger RNA from Letharia columbiana, 1146 nucleotides. RefSeq lists its product as uncharacterized. The coding region runs from base 1 to 1146 and encodes 381 amino acids. Gene Ontology annotation, molecular function: carbon-sulfur lyase activity. The transcript has a single exon. The record is from RefSeq and is a predicted model, not a curated record. NCBI's taxonomy places the organism in Eukaryota, Fungi, Ascomycota, Lecanoromycetes, Lecanorales, Parmeliaceae.
AUGUCCGAAGCCAAAGACAUCCGCACCGUACACUUCUCCUGCGCCUGCCGGCAAGUAACCGGCUCCUUCAAAGCCCACGACCGCGCCUUGCCGUUGCCUUUGACCCUCUGCCACUGCACCACCUGCCGGCAUCAGUCGGGCCUACUGUGUAACUCCUACGCUACUCUCCCCCAAGGCGCCGAGUUCCAGGUCAACGGCCCUCUCGAGUUCUAUAAAGCGUCCAAGACCGUGUUCCGCUUCUUCUGUGGCAACUGCGGCGCCAAUGUCUACGUCGAGGAUACGGGCACCGAAGACCGGGAUCUCUGCACCGGGGUCCUCGGGGAAGCGGAGGGUGUGGUCCGGUUGAAGAAUCACAUUUUCGUGGCGGAUUCCAAGGACGGCGGACUGAGCGAUUGGGUCCCCGACGUCGAUGCUUGGGAGGGCUUUUCGACAGGUGGCCGGAAGUUGGACGCGGGGUGGAAAGAGGGCUUCCGGGCACGCGGUGAGAGAGCUGGAGAGCUGCAAGCCUAUUGCCAUUGCAAGGGUGUGAGGUUCAAGAUCACGCGCCCAGACGGAUCUUCCGCCGAUCUGACUGCACCUCGGGGUGACAUUGUCGGACCUCCGGCACCGGAACAAGACAGUUCGAGAGACGAUGCGGUUUGGUGGCUUCGCGAAAACGGCACGAAAUACCUGGGCGGCACGUGUGCCUGUAAUGAAUGCCGCCUCGCAUCCGGCUUCGACAUCCAAGCCUGGGCUUUCGUACCCAAGGCCAACAUCCGGCAACCCGGCGGCAAAAGUCUCGACUUCGGCGCCGGCACCCUGAAACGGUAUGAUAGCUCCGAAGGGGUCCAUCGCGAAUUCUGCGGCAAAUGCGGCGCCACGGUGUUCUGGCAUUCCGACAGCAGGCCCGAUCUCAUUGAUGUCAGUGCCGGUCUGCUGGACGCAGAGGAGGGAGCGCGAGCGGAGUCGUGGUUGGGUUGGGAGACGGAGAGGGUUAGUUUUGAGGAGGAGGCGCAAAACAAGGAUCUCAUUGCCAGAUUGAGUGCUGGGCUGAAGCAUUGGGGAGAGGAGAAGGCAUCCUCGUCGGCAGCAGAAAAGCACGACUUUGGAGAUGAAGAGACUGAGUCGGACUCGAAGAAAACGCCAAAGACAGGUAGUUUGGAUUGA